Molecule: messenger RNA, 2176 nt
Organism: Microdochium trichocladiopsis
Lineage: Eukaryota; Fungi; Ascomycota; Sordariomycetes; Xylariales; Microdochiaceae
Product: tyrosyl-DNA phosphodiesterase-domain-containing protein
Exons: 7
Coding region: 1-1809 (602 amino acids)
Biological process (GO): single strand break repair; double-strand break repair
Cellular component (GO): nucleus
Molecular function (GO): 3'-tyrosyl-DNA phosphodiesterase activity; single-stranded DNA binding; double-stranded DNA binding
Source: RefSeq, a predicted model, not a curated record
AUGGAUGACGCGGAUCUCUUUGAUGGGGACGAUGAUGCCGCGCUGCGAUACGCCAUCGAGCUGUCUCUGCAAGAGGCAGGACAAUCGAUCGAACUCCCAAGCUCUAAAGACGCCACAGCGACUGGCUCCAUAGUCAUAAGCUCAGAUGACGAGGACGAUGAUCUCGAUCGCGGCCCGCGCUUUCCUUCCACUACACCCAAGACCCAGACUCCCGGGGCGCAGUCUUCAGAGCUUAAGCAGCCUGCGAUCGGCCCCGUACAGACACCCAGCGGCCUUGCCAGUCUCGAUCGCAAAAGGAUGGAGGAAGAACGUCUUGCACGGCUUGGGAAGCGCAAGGUGCCCAAUUCUGCUGAAUCGUCUCCGGCUCCGAGCCAAAAGGUCAAAGUCCACCACCAAACCACAGCCGGCCAGUCAGGUUCCGCCAUACCGUCGCAAGGGUUUCAUCCACCCGCAGCCAAGAGCUCCCUCCAGUACCCGCGCGGUGCUGUGAAGAAGACAUGGGCAUACGGAUAUCCGCGGAACGGCGACGACAUCAAGAUCGAAGAGGUGUUGAGAAGAGACGAGCUCCAGCUCGCUGUGCUCAGUUCAUAUCAAUGGGACGAAGAGUGGCUCCUGUCAAAGGUCGACGUGCGCAAGACGAAACUGCUCCUCGUCGCCUUUGCUGACAACGAGCUGAAGAAGCAGCAGAUCGCUGCGAAUGCGCCGAGCAGCAAUGUACGGUUCUGCUUCCCGCCGAUGUUGCCGUACGGAGCCAUGCACUCCAAGCUGCAGCUUCUGAAGUAUUCGAACUCAUUAAGGAUUGUCGUGCCCAGCGGUAAUUUGAUGCCGUAUGACUGGGGCGAGACCGGAGUCAUGGAGAAUAUUUUGUUUCUCAUCGACCUGCCCUACAUCACGGACCCCAAACUGAGAUCGGAGAAUACGCUCACACCAUUCGGGCACGAUUUGUCCUGUUUCCUUGAAGCACAGGGGCUAGACCAGGGCCUCGUCAAGAGCCUCAAAAACUACGACUUCUCAGAAACCGGGCGUUACGCUUUCGUGCACUCCAUAGGCCAGCCGGUCAACGAUGACAGAUGGUCAAAAACCGUCAAACCUAUGGCUGAUGUGACUUCAGGAUGCUGUGGACUUGGGACUGCUGUCUCCAAUCUCUCCCUAGGCACGACCACCGAUAUAGAAAUCGACUACGCAGCAUCCUCACUGGGCGCCCUCAAAGAAGACUUCUUGAGAGCCAUAUAUUACGCAGCUCAAGGGGACAGCGGCAUGCGGAGACACAAGGAAAGAGCCGCAAUUGCUGCCAGAAGACUGGCCGCGCCAGCAGCCAGCAGCGACAUCAAGACGAGGUUCCGCAUUUACUUCCCUUCUUACGACACCGUUGCAAGCAGCCGGGGUGGGACGCAGUCCGCCGGUACGAUAUGCGUUCAACGCGAUUGGUGGGAGGCACCAACGUUUCCCCGAGGCAUGAUCCGCGAGUGCAAGAGUGUCCGGCCGGGACUUCUGAUGCAUAGCAAAGUGAUGCUCGUCCGUGCUGGGGAUUCGACUCCUGCUUGGGCAUAUGUAGGAAGUGCCAAUAUCUCCGAAAGUGCCUGGGGCCGUCUCACCGUCGAUAAGAAGACUGGCCAGAAGAAAAUGACUUGCAGAAAUUGGGAGUGUGGCGUUCUCGUCUCGGGAACCAAGCCGUCAUUGACGGCCCGAUACGAGAAGCCCGACCUGGCCUCUGCCUUUGCGGGCAUCAUUCCGGUGCCAAUGAAAGAAUCGGUCGAUGGUUAUGGAGCAGACCAGGACAGGAAACCAUGGUACUACCGAGAGGCGUGAUCGUGGCAAGAAAAAGCAAUACUCAGCCCGCCACAAUAUCGCCACAUCCCCGGAUCUGCAAUCAAUCAGCUCCCAAUAGCGACUGCCGACACGAGGAGACGGCAUAUACGUUUUGGGCCGAGUCCAAUCGCCACUUUGAACGGCAUUCACUAGUUCUCGAGACACAUGUUUCAGGCCUUGCAAGGUACUCGUCCCCAUUGAGCGGCACCUUCUGGCACCUUGUCGUCGGCGACACCCGAACCGUCAGCGCGCGUUCCUGGCUGGUGGAUCCUACCUAACUGCACGCUAGCAAGAUGGGUCCUGUACUAAAUUGUCGUCUGCAGCCCCCACAGUUGUCCAAGGGGCUCCACCAAUACACCACAGCAUG